This is a messenger RNA of Arabidopsis arenosa, 2028 nucleotides long. Lineage: Eukaryota; Viridiplantae; Streptophyta; Magnoliopsida; Brassicales; Brassicaceae. The record is from the annotation of a GenBank genome assembly.
AAACUCAAAAACAAAACAAAAAAAUUAGUAUUUCCUUCGGAGCCUGGCCGGCGAAUCCGACCGGUCGUUUCAGCUGUGUCCGAAGGAAAGUUCCAAUUUUUACUGUUUUUAUUCACGGAAAUCCAGUUAAGGUUUCCACAUUGAACAAUCACAACUGUACCAUUUGUCGAGAUCACAACACUCAAGUGUCUUAGAUUUAGCAAGCCUAACUAUUGACUAAUGACGGCUUCAUUGCAGUUGUAUGGAGUUAAAGCUCCAGGCCUUGCUUUAAGUUCAAAGAGGCUUGAGUUUGGCUCAAAGGGGUCUAGUUUUUCAGUUACAUUGCCAUCAAGUAGUGCAGUCUUUAGAGCCGUAGAGCAUUCUUGUAGGAAUAUAGCUUUGAGAGUUAGUUGUGAAGAUGUAAGAGUCGAUUUGCUUGAAAGAAAAGAGCCCGAGACCUGCAAUUCAAGCGCAAAUGGCAAAGAGUUGACAUGUGUAAUGAAAUUCGGCGGUUCAUCAGUGGAAUCAGCAGAGAGGAUGAAAGAAGUUGCCAAUCUUAUACUCAGCUUUCCAGAUGAGAGGCCCGUCAUUGUGCUAUCAGCAAUGGGGAAGACAACUAAUAAGCUUUUGAAGGCUGGAGAGAAGGCUGUUACUUGCGGUGUCACUAACGUAGAAAGUAUUGAAGAAUUGAGCUUUAUAAAGGAACUCCAUUUAAGAGCUGCUCAUGAGCUUGGAGUGGAAACAACGGUUAUUGAAAAACACCUAGAAGGACUACACCAGCUUCUCAAAGGCAUAUCAAUGAUGAAAGAGUUAACCUUACGUACAAGGGACUACUUGGUUUCAUUUGGAGAGUGCAUGUCCACAAGGCUUUUCUCUGCGUAUCUCAAUAAAAUUGGCCACAAAGCGCGUCAAUAUGAUGCAUUUGAGAUCGGGUUUAUUACCACUGACGACUUUACAAAUGCUGAUAUACUUGAAGCAACGUACCCUGCCGUCUCAAAAACACUAGUUGGCGACUGGAGCAAGGAAAAUGCAGUCCCUGUUGUUACUGGCUUCCUCGGAAAGGGAUGGAGGUCUUGUGCUAUAACUACGUUGGGUAGGGGUGGCAGCGACUUGACGGCUACAACGAUUGGGAAAGCGUUAGGACUGCGGGAAAUUCAGGUUUGGAAAGAUGUAGAUGGAGUUUUGACUUGUGAUCCUAACAUAUAUCCUGGAGCUCAAUCUGUUCCAUACUUAACUUUCGAUGAGGCAGCUGAGCUUGCUUACUUUGGUGCCCAGGUGCUGCAUCCACUGUCUAUGAGGCCAGCAAGAGAUGGCGACAUUCCUGUAAGGGUGAAGAACUCGUACAACCCCACUGCUCCAGGAACUGUCAUCACGAGAUCAAGAGACAUGAGUAAGGCCGUGCUGACAAGCAUUGUUCUGAAACGUAAUGUGACCAUGUUGGACAUAGCAAGCACCCGUAUGCUUGGCCAGUAUGGUUUCCUUGCCAAGGUAUUUACCACAUUUGAAGAUUUAGGCAUAUCGGUCGAUGUUGUGGCAACAAGUGAAGUUAGUAUAUCAUUGACAUUGGAUCCAGCAAAGCUCUGGGGUAGAGAGUUAAUUCAACGGGUAAAUGAACUGGAUAAUUUGGUGGAAGAGCUAGAAAAGAUUGCUGUUGUGAAACUGCUGCAGCGCAGAUCAAUCAUCUCUCUCAUAGGAAAUGUUCAGAAAUCUUCACUCAUAUUAGAGAAGGUGUUCCAAGUACUUAGAAGCAAUGGAGUGAAUGUGCAGAUGAUCUCUCAGGGUGCAUCUAAGGUAAACAUCUCGUUGAUAGUGAAUGAUGAAGAGGCAGAGCAAUGUGUGAGGGCUCUCCACUCCGCAUUCUUUGAGACCGAUUCUUAGUGCAGCAGAGAGCACCCAUCUCUCUCCUUCAAGUCUGCUUAUGUGCGUAGUUCAAUGCUAAGAAUGUGUCAAGACUUGGAACAACUUCACAUUCUUGUUCUUAUUGUUUCUGUUGUUGUGUUGAUACAAUAACAUAAUCUGAGCCAAAUCCUAUAAAACAUAGGUUAGUUC